This is a messenger RNA of Galleria mellonella (greater wax moth), 2110 nucleotides long. RefSeq lists its product as uncharacterized. Lineage: Eukaryota; Metazoa; Arthropoda; Insecta; Lepidoptera; Pyralidae. The record is from RefSeq and is a predicted model, not a curated record. The coding region runs from base 899 to 2110 and encodes 403 amino acids. The transcript is spliced from 3 exons.
GACAAUUUCGUAAUUGCGUGCUCGGCCUGUUCGAGCAGGCGUUUCCUUUUUUAUUAUUGUCCUACCGUCCACUGUUGUAUUUCUGGCACGGGGCCAUCUUGUUUUCACUUGGAUAGUUGUAACACCAUUCAGAACAUUAUUGUUAACAUUUAUUUCUAAUAAAACGCAUUUUGAUCAACCAGAGUUUAUUCUAAAAUAAAUUUCAUUGUGUCCACGACGAGACAUAAAUUGGCGACCGUGACAGGACCGCAUCAAAAUAUACGGUCUGGAAUUAUAUAUCUACCGAAAUUCAUCAUUGGAAGAAGCAAGUCGACGAUUAUAUCCACCUGGUCAUCAACAAGAACAAUAUAGUUGUCGUGUUGCUGCCUGUAUCUAUUGCUGUUCGACAGCUGAUUAUAUUGCUAUUGCCGUUAUCAUCACAGCCAUCUGCCUGCACCUGGAUAUCGCCUGACGAGGAGCGUGAGCUUACCCAUUUAUUAUAUUUAUAACUUUUUUCUAACAUUUAACAAAUUCAAUUUGCAAUCAGUGAAGGCUUCUUGUAAUUCAUUUGUAAGUUUCCUAUCUUCACGAUAAGUCCUUUACGGAGUUAUCAGAAGUAUUAGGAUAGUAAUAAGGUUAAUAUAUUACGUAGUUUGUUAUUUUAUUAUUAUUUUUUUUACACACUGCUUUGGGUUUAUUAUAUUACACAUAUAUUAAUAAUAGAAAAUUAACUAAAAUAAUAAUCAAUAGCAUUUUCUGUUUUUAUGUAAAUUGCAUGGAGUCUACCUACAUGUAAUUUAUAUAAAUAUAUUUUUGUACAAACAUAUACAUUGUAAAAACUUAAUUUAACCCUUUGUCUCAGGUAUAUAAUUGCGUAGAAUAUUAACUAAAUUUAUUUAACUAAUUUUUAAUAAACAAAAUGACUGAUCCACGAGCUUCAUCUACAAGUAUGUACAAAAAUACUGAUUAUAAAGAUCUAAGUAUUAAACGCAGUUCUAUUAAAGGACAAAUUACUAAAUUUAAGAAUUAUUUAGAUAAGAUUACAAGACAGCCUAAACUGACGAAUAUUGAAAUAACCGAGUUAUCAUUAAAAAUUACUAAAUUUGAAAGCCUCUCAGCUAGAUAUGAUGAAUUGCAAACUCAAAUAGAAUUGGUAAAUAAUGAACAUUUAGAAUCUGAAAUUGAUGAGCGUGAACGCAUUGAGCAUGAGUUCAUAUCAUGUUUAGCUACAGCAAAAAAUGUUGUCGACGAGCAAAAUCAAAUAAAAAGUGUAGAACAUGAUAAGACACGACGCGAAUCUCUUUUUCAAGAAGCUCAAUGCAGUCUCGAUCAUAAUGAGUGUCGUGUUAAAUUACCUCAAAUCAAUAUUGAAAGGUACAACGGAUCGGUUUUUCGUUGGCUUGAGUUCAGAGACACAUAUACUAGCUUAAUUCAUAAUAAUGAGCACAUCCCACCAAUACAAAAAUUUCACUACUUAAUUUCAUAUCUAGAAGGUGAUGCUGCUCGUGUUAUUUCUAAUAUUGAAGUGUCAUCGUCUAACUAUAACAGUGCAUGGCAAUUACUUUAUGAUCGUUAUAACAACAAGCGUCUACUCAUAAAUCACCAUUUAAAAUCUUUAUUUAAUGUCCAACAAGCCACUCGCGAAACUGAAGAUUCUUUGCGCUAUUUAGUUGACCACAUAACCAAAAAUCUACGUGCUCUCUCUAGCUUAGGUCAACCAACAGACCAUUGGGAUACCAUUAUUAUUUUUAUUAUUACAUCUAAGCUUGAUAAUCGUACACUUCUGAAGUGGGAAGAGCAACGUAAUAUUAUAGAUGAAUUACCAAAUUUAGAACAAUUCAAGAAAUUUUUAAUUGAUCGAGCAUUUGUUCUCGAAUCUAUGCGUCGCAAUAGAUCUGACACUAAUAAUUUAUUAUCAGGUAAUUCAUCAACUUAUAAGCAUAAUAAUAAUAAACACGCAAUCAAUACAAAGUCAUUUGCUACUACUAGUCAAAAUAAAGUAUGGCUAUGUAUUAUUUGUAAUCAGAAUCACAAAAUUUAUGACUGUCCAAUUUUUAAGUCUAAAUCCAUUAAAGAUAAGUUAAUUGAAGUUUCUAAAUAUAAAUUAUGUCCUAAUUGUUUACGUCAAUAA